GUAGAUUUGGGUUGACGUAGGCCACCUUGGCUCAUAGCAGGCAUGGCGCACACUGCUUGCUGUACCUCUAUGCACCCACUCCAUUCGCUUACAUUUUUGCUGCUGCUGUGCAGUGCCUCUGCACACUUCCGUGUGUCCAAAGCAGAACCGUCAUGCCAUUAUGUUGAUAAGUCUCUCAUCCAGACAAUGAUUUCAGUCGACUGGACAGGAGAUGCAGGUAAUACGAGUCAUGCUAGAGUAAGCAGAACCAGCACAUAUAUCAGUUCUAUGACCUACCAAUUAUCGAGGAAAGACGUCCCAGCAGGCUCAGCUAUCAAUUCAAAAGGGUCUGAUGUGCGUGGUAGCGUAGGCGUCAUCAUUGCUUUCUUAGCGAUUCCUUUCAUCCUUGGAUUCUUCCUCCACUGGUCAAAGCGUCAUGUAGGGCAAGCCUUGUCCAUGAUCGGAGUUUCGGGUGAUGUGUUUCAGGAGGGAGAACUAAAUCCGACUACGCUGUUCAACCGCCAGACUUUAUCAGAUACCAAAGAACCCAAAGGGGGCACUUUGAUCACCAACAUACUUUGUGGUGUAGUUGCGGGUCUUGGUUGUCUUCCCGAGGCUAUUUCGUUCUCUUUCAUUGUCGGCAUCAACCCUCUGAAUGGAAUUUGGGCAGGGAUCUUCUUGAGCUUGUCUUCGUCAUUGGUGGGAGGGCGCCCAGGGCUUGUGUCCUGCGCGUCAGCAGCCACUUCGGUACUCCUCAUCGACAUUAACAAAGAGUUCGGAAUGGGCGCCAUGUCCUUGGCUGUUCUAAUUUGCUCCGCUCUCCAGUGUUUGUUCGGGUUAGCCAAUCUCGACAGGCUGGUAAUACUGAUUCCUCAUCCUGUAAUGAUCGGCUUUUGCAAUGGCCUUGCCAUAGUAAUCUUUCUGGCCCAGUUGGGUCACUUCGAUCUCCAGGAGCUUGCAGGAAGCGGUGUUGCUGUUGGCAAAAUUCUUACUGGUAUGAUCCUUACCGUUCUUGUAUCGAUGUUCACUGCGGUUACUUGGCCGAGGCUGCCAAAGGUUGGGCAGUUUCUCCCAGCACCCUUUGCUGCCAUCAUCGUCGCUGUUGGCUUCAGCUAUGCUACCGGCAGCAUAUUUCCUCGGCGCACUCUUGAAGAUGUAUCAGGCAAGGAAACGUUUCAGGGAGGUCUCGCAUCAAUUCCUCCUAUGAACUUCCCUCCAGCAGGCGUUGAUUGGAAUGAUGCCAGGGUGUGGUCGACAGCCUUUGCGGUGGGUGCUCGGAUGGCUUUCGUUGGUCUCACAGAAAGCUUGCUGACGGUCAAGCUCCUUGAUCGUGUCAUGGGCCCGCCAGAAGGAAGCACAAGGAUGGAGUGCUUCGGCCAAGCGCUCGGUAAUCUGUUGGCAGGCCUGUUUGGUACCCAAGGUGGCUGCGCCCUCAUUGGGCAGUCUCUCAUCAAUGUCGGGAGUGGCGGCCAUCGCCGCAUUUCGAGCAUCGUCAGCGGCGUCACGUUACUGUUUGGCGUGACAGUACUAGCACCUGCUCUCGGCAAGAUUCCCGUUGCAGCACUUGUUGGGCUGAUGUUCUUGGUUUCGCUGAAUACCUUCGUUUGGGCGUCGCUGAGCACGACAUGGGAUUCUUUGCGACAGAAAGACAUAAUUGGAUGGGUCGAUGUUCUUGUGGUGGCCUUGGUGACGAUCGUAACUGUCAUCGCGAAUCUGGCAACCGCAGUUCUUCUGGGCUUGUUUGUUAGCGGCAUGGCGUUCGCUUGGAACAUCGCACACGAGGUGAAGAUUCACAUUGAGCCUUCAAAAGAAGAUAAAGACAUUAGCAUCGUCCAGCUCGAAGGACCCUUGUUCUUCGCAUCCGCCAUGAACUUCCAAGGAAAGGUCACUGUUGAUGCCAUCCCACAAGAGAAGGUUGUCAUCGAUCUGACAAAAGGCAGGGUCUUGGAUCACUCAGGCUUGGAUACCAUACUCACAACGGAAGCUGCUUUGAAAGCCGCUGGCAAGGUUGUCACAUAUAUUGGCCUCUCCGAGUCCGCCAGUCGAUAUAUGACAGCAAUGCGAGAGCAUACGCCUGAAAGCAGCACGGACGAUGUGCUGAAAAGUAUCAAGGGCGACGCAUCUAACGGGACCAAGAAACCUGUGAGUGGUCCCGUUGCAGGCCAGCAGCCGGUUGGAGAGUACCCAGGAGCCUGAUCAUGCGGGAGCGCGUCGAUGAGCGACACACUUAGCGUCCCAGCUUCUUCAGUUUUGACCUUUUGCUAUUCUGACGUGUGCUUCGUAGAUGUUGGGCUGUGGCACGCCUACAACAUCACCGUCAGAGCCGUCACUCUCAUUGCCACCGAUAUCCGCACCAUCGCCUUCCUCUUCUCCUCGUCCUCCUCUUCUUUCCCCUCCCCCUGCUUUCGCUUUAUGCUUUGCCGCUAUGAUUUGCUUUGGCAGAUGGGGCGGCACGCCGAGAACAGCGUGAGCUUGAGAAGGCACAUUCCAGACCGAUUAUUAUGUGAAUCUUGUGAUACGGAGCAUGCCCAUGUCAAUUCCCUGGCGCUUCGCGCUCGCAGCCAGGCUAAUCAAUUAACGAGCUGUGGCGGCGGAGGAAAUAACUCGCACCAGUUCCAUGUGUCACGGAGACGGUGCGGCGACGCCGGUGUCCCCGGACACUUCAGUGCAAGACCUGGCCGCCUCAUUUGUCCGCUCUCAUGCUGCGCUGAGUCGUGCGAAUUUUCCAUCGGGGUGACCUCUGGACACGAUAGCCUGCACCGCCAUCUGUAUCAAUAUCCCUGGAGGCUCAGCGGCAACGCCGCCUCCAGGGAUGGGUUGCGCUGUCUUCUGAGCUCUAGGUUACCAGUUACACUCAGUGUGGUAGCAGCUGGAAUUGCCUGCUCGGCAGGCGUAAAGCUACAACGUGCGGUACCGCGCAUGUGUCUCAAGGCUCAAGAUGCGGAACCCGGAG
Molecule: messenger RNA, 2932 nt
Organism: Prorocentrum cordatum
Lineage: Eukaryota; Dinophyceae; Prorocentrales; Prorocentraceae
Source: the annotation of a GenBank genome assembly